Molecule: messenger RNA, 432 nt
Organism: Eutrema salsugineum
Lineage: Eukaryota; Viridiplantae; Streptophyta; Magnoliopsida; Brassicales; Brassicaceae
Product: protein transport protein Sec61 subunit beta
Exons: 1
Coding region: 22-279 (85 amino acids)
Biological process (GO): intracellular protein transport
Cellular component (GO): Sec61 translocon complex; endoplasmic reticulum membrane
Source: RefSeq, a predicted model, not a curated record
AAACAAGAAGUGAAGCAAAAAAUGGUUGGUGGUGGAGCUCCGCAGAGAGGAAGUGCAGCUGCAACUGCAAGCAUGCGGAGGAGGAAGGGCGGCAGCAGCAGCAGCACCGGUGGUGGAGCAUCCGGAGGAGCAGCCGGAUCAAUGCUUCAGUUCUACACAGACGACGCACCUGGUCUCAAGAUUUCUCCGAAUGUUGUUCUUAUUAUGAGCAUUGGUUUCAUUGCUUUCGUUGCUGUUCUUCAUGUCAUGGGCAAGCUCUACUUUGUCAAGAGCAAAUGAAGAGGAACAAACAAGAAAUGUCAUACCUUUCUUUUACUUGUUUAGAUUUUUAUCAUUCAUGUUUUGACUUUUUGUUGUUUCUCUUGAAUAGUGUCCAUCCAUCCCAUACAUUGGAAGUUUUUUCCUCUUUAUACUAUUUUCUCUUCUUGUUUC